Schistosoma margrebowiei is the source of this 2773-nucleotide messenger RNA. The record is from the annotation of a GenBank genome assembly. Lineage: Eukaryota; Metazoa; Platyhelminthes; Trematoda; Strigeidida; Schistosomatidae.
UCAUAUAUAGGACGUCAGUCAACAAGUGCGUUUAUUUACCCACUGGUUCUUCAGAAAUUGAAACUCUUAUUACAUUAGAUUUUAAAAGUAUCUAGAUUACCUUUUGUACCUGUUUGUGAAAAUGUGCACUACUAACCGUCGUUUUGAACCUAUGCAAUAUGGUGUCCAAAUCUGUGUUAAUCUGCUUUUAACAUGGGGCUGAUCAGAUACACGUUCCGCUCUACCUAUUUCCUCCGGUGGGUUAGUAACUCAAAACCUAUUAUAGUGACUUCUAUUUGGCUAUUGACUUUCAGUUGGUGAACUACUAAUAGAUUUUUAUCACGAUUAAUUUUUUAUCAUGCAUCGCUUCCAUACUUUUCUUAUCUAGAUCAUAAUAUUUAUCAGGUGGGAAACUAACACGUCUGGUCAUUCCUUCAAAUGAUCAAAGUACCGGGCUUUGUUAUUUCCCAGCUACUAGGACGAGGGACGUAUGGACAAGUAUACAUGGGAAGAAAGUCCGGUUCAAGUAAGCUAGUAGCAAUUAAAUGCAUUAUGAAGUUGAAACUAAGCAAUCAAGCACGGGAUAAUUUAGUCAGUGAAAUUUCUAUUUUGAAAGCUCUUGAGCAUCCUCAUAUUGUUCGUAUGCUUGAUUUUACUUGGGAUGCAUCUUUUGUGUAUAUUAUAAUGGAGUUUUGUGGCGGAGGAGAUCUUAGCAGAUUUUUGAGGUUGAAAAAAAGAUUAGAUGAACUGCUUGUGCAACGCUUUUUACAGCAGUUAGCAUUAGCUCUUCAAUACUUAAAAAGUAAAAAUAUAGUCCACAUGGAUUUAAAACCUCAGAAUAUUUUGCUCACAUCAAUUAACAAUCCAAGCUUGAAGCUUGCUGACUUUGGAUUCGCCCAAUGUAUUAAAGAGACAGCUAAAAAGAAUGAAGUUCGUGGCACAUUAUUGUAUAUGGCACCUGAAAUAUUCUGCGAUGGUUUUUAUCAUCCUUCAUGUGAUCUAUGGUCUAUUGGUAUUAUUCUAUAUGAAUGCCUAUUUGGCACUACUCCCUACGGUCAAAUUACAAUUGAACAAUUAAAAGAGAAAUUAGUGGCAAUGGAUGAACAAAUUAAGUUACCUUCUCCAAAUGAAAUAAGCAAACCAUGUGCUGCCUUAAUACAUGGUUUAUUAAGACGGAACCCUUCUGAACGAUUAAAUCAUGAACAAUUUUUUUCACAUCCAUUCAUUGAUUUAGAUCAUGCACCAUCAGCACAAAGUCUGGAUAAAGCUGCCGAAUAUCUUAAGCGUGCGCCUCAACUAGAAUCACUGGGGAAAUUAUGUGAAGCCUACGAUUGUUAUCUAGAAGGUUUAAAUCACCUAAUGGCUGCAUAUAAUUAUGAGCCAUCGCGCUUCAAGAAAUCGCAAAUACGAAACCUGAUGAAAGAUCAUUUACUAAAAACGGAAUCACUGAAAUUAGAAUUAUGUCUACUUAGUCACACGGAUGUGACUUCAUCGUCAUCACCUCAAUUAGAGCCAAAAACUCUUAACAGUCAAGCAGUUAAUUUACCUGAUCCUAUUGUUCCAGUGAAAUGUUACGAUGUAUCACGACAGCCUAAAAAGAAUGCCGAUUCAUCAAAGAAAGGCCUAUUUCAUUAUCUACCAAAAGAAAAAGAUGAUCAUCAAUCUUCAUUGAAAAGCAAGUCAUCACCUACUUCUGAAACAUAUCAACCACAAGAUUCAGAUUCAAUCGAACAAAUUAAUGUUUGUUUAUUCUCAGAUAAAGCCGGAAUUCUUACUCGUAUUAAGCAUUGGUUUUCGCGACAGAAUGAUAAGACUGAAAAUCCUUAUGAAUACAGUGGAAAAGCUAAACCUGUGCCUACCGCUAUAUUGGUUGAGGUGGAUCAUUCGAGUUCUACACAGUUGCCAUUGGAAUCGCUUCACUCUCCUGCUGUCCUUCCUUCAUCUCCUAGUCCUUGUCCAAAUUCAACGAACACAAUUGAACAAGAAGAAUCUUUAGCUCUUAAUCAGUCUGUUAAUUCCUCUACAAUUGAACCGGCCAUUGAAUCAAGUGUGAAGACAACUUCUUUGGAUUCUUCAAAGUUCAGGGAUUCCUAUUUAGAAUCUGGACCAAAUGUCGAUUCAACUGAUAUGGUAGACGGUCUAACUGAGAAAUUUGAUCGUAGUCGACUUUUAGAACUGGGUACCUCCAGCAAUAUUGUGGUUGAAUUUUUGGACAAGUUUUAUAAACUUAUUUCUACACAUCGUUUACAAGAAGCACUGAUUUACUUUCAAAAUGAAUUUUCAAAUUGUUUAAAAGAAGCUCAAAAUGAUUCUAAUUCCAAGAACCGGAGUAUUUUGUUUAAAGAAUUAAAUCUUGCCAUGGAUAAAGCCGAACAAAUCAAAGCCAAGUUAAAUUGCAACAGUACAAUGAUGAUUGGUGAAAAUGAAUCUAGUUUUCAAAUUGGUGAAGAAGUACUCGACGAAAAUCCACAAGAAGAAGAUCACUGCUUAUUAAUGUGAUAUAUAUGGAGAGAGAGAUUUACCUAACCUAUUUUAUGUUGUUUAUUGAAAGCUUGAUAUCUUUCAAGUAAUCGUGAUAUUGUGUAUAUUUAUUAUUUGCAUAUUUUUCUUAUUUCUUUUUCUUAUGUGUAACUGGUAACGUUAUAUGUAAUUGUUAGUUUCUAUCGUACAAACACAUAUGGUGCUUAUACACCUCAUAUAUAGAUCAUAUUAUCUUUUAUCGAAAAAUGUCUUUCAUACGAAUUUUUUUGUUUUAAUAUACUUUAACGGUAAAUAUAAACAAAUUGUUUUGUUA